Molecule: messenger RNA, 4402 nt
Organism: Micropterus salmoides (largemouth bass)
Lineage: Eukaryota; Metazoa; Chordata; Actinopteri; Centrarchiformes; Centrarchidae
Product: collagen alpha-1(IV) chain-like
Cellular component (GO): collagen trimer
Molecular function (GO): extracellular matrix structural constituent
Source: RefSeq, a predicted model, not a curated record
GGCCCAAAAGGUUCGCAGGGCCCCCCAGGAAUUAUUGGCUUUGCCGGAGAGAAGGGUAACAUUGGACUACCUGGUGUUGCUGGACGAGAAGGCCAGACAGGACCACCAGGGCCUCAGGGAGUCAAAGGUGAGGUGGGACCCCCAGGACCUCCUGGACAGGUUGGCUUACCAGGUGCCCCAGGAAAAGGCUCGCCCGGAGCUCCUGGACCACAAGGACCACCUGGAGAGCCUGGACCGUUCGGUAGGGAAGGUGUUAAGGGAGAAAAGGGCUACCCAGGUCCUCCUGGACUGGACAUGCCUGGGCCUCAUGGAGAGAAGGGAGACCCUGGGUUUCCAGGAGACCCAGGUCCUAAAGGACUGCCAGGGCCACAAGGCUUACCAGGCAGGGACGGUCUGUUUGGAACUCCAGGUCCCAAAGGCGAAAUGGGGGUCAUAGGGACACCGGGAGUACCGGGAUUUCCUGGACCACCUGGUACACCUGGAUCUCCUGGUCUGAGAGGUGAUCCCGGUAUUAUUGGACCAAAAGGUGAUACUGGAGAGGCUGGAUCUAAAGGAGAAAGAGGAGAGCCAGGACUUCAGGGACCUCCUGGGAACAUGAGCGAAGUUGACAUGGAGCAUAUGAAAGGGGAGAAGGGAGACCGUGGAGAUACAGGUGAGCCUGGGGCCACUGGACAGAAGGGCUACCGUGGAGUUCCUGGAGACGCUGGAAUGCCAGGCAAAGAUGGAGAUCCUGGAUCACCUGGAAAACCAGGAGAGAAAGGAGACCCUGGUUCUCCUGGAGAGCCUGGCAGCAUGGGACCACCUGGACAGAAAGGCAGUCUAGGAGAGAUGGGUAUACCAGGUAUAUCUGGUCCAAAGGGUACUAAAGGAGAUAUUGGUACACCGGGACAUCCGGGAUUUAGAGGCACAGAUGGACUAAAGGGAGAUAAGGGUGCAGCUGGAGAGCCCGGUAUUGGACUCCCAGGACUUCCAGGAGAAAAGGGUCUGACAGGGCAGCCAGGAUUCCCAGGUUUACAAGGAGACAAGGGUGAGAGGGGUCAUGAGGGUAUGCCUGGCAAGCCAGGACCACAAGGGUCCAAGGGAGAAAAAGGAAGCCUCGGGUAUCAAGGUCAGCCAGGUAGACCAGGUGAGAAGGGUAUCCCUGGGCUGCCAGGGUCUGCAGGAGAACCUGGUCGUGAUGGACGGCCUGGUGAAGGCGGCUUGCAGGGACCUCCUGGUGUUCCUGGAGAGAAGGGAGACCCCGGAGUGGACGGAAUCCCUGGAACUUCUGGGGAGAGAGGAGACCCAGGUUUACCUGGCCGAGGUUUCCCCGGGCCACCUGGAGUGCUUGGUAGCAAAGGUGACAAAGGUAGUCCCGGUUUCCCUGGCACUCCAGGCCAUCCAGGUGUCCCUGGUAUCAAAGGUGACAAGGGACUUGCAGGCUCAGAGGGACCCCAGGGUGAGCCAGGAGAGAGGGGAUUCCCAGGUGCCUCUCUCGAGGGCCCUAAGGGAGAUAGGGGAGAAACAGGACAACCCGGAGAAGGAGGUUCCCCAGGAGCACCAGGACCCUCUGGUGUGCCAGGCAGAGAUGGCCUAAAGGGAGAGAAAGGAGACCAGGGUAACCCUGGUUUCCAGGGAGAGACGGGACAUAAGGGUGACCCUGGACUUCCUGGACUUCCUGGACAACCUGGCCUUCCAGGUAUCGACGGACUGAAGGGAGAGAUGGGAUUGCAGGGUGUCCCUGGCUUCCCAGGUGCAAAGGGUAAUGUCGGGGACUUGGGAUUCAAAGGUGAAUUUGGAGACAGAGGGUUCCCAGGAGAAAAAGGCGCUGAAGGCCCCCCUGGUCCCCCUGGCCAACACACCUUCAUAAAAGGAGACAUUGGGCUCCCUGGCAUUCAAGGUUUACCGGGACCACAGGGGCCAUCUGGGCCAUAUGGACUGAAAGGACAGCAAGGUGUGACAGGUGUUCCAGGGCCAAAAGGUGAAGAUGGCCUUCCCGGAUAUCAUGGUCAGCCUGGAGCCAAAGGAGAGCCUGGCCUGCCUGGGCCACAGGGACCCAGAGGACACUCUGGCCCCCCAGGACCCGAUGGUGUUCCAGGUCAAGUGGGUCCACCUGGCCCCUCCUCCAUGGAUCACGGGUUCCUGGUAACCCGUCACAGCCAAACAGUGGAGAUUCCACAAUGUCCUGAGGGAACCUCGCUCAUAUAUGAUGGCUACUCCUUGCUCUACGUACAAGGCAACGAACGCUCUCAUGGACAGGACUUAGGUACGGCCGGCAGCUGUCUAAGGAAGUUCAGCCCCAUGCCCUUCCUGUUCUGUAACAUCAACAACGUGUGUAACUUUGCCUCCCGUAAUGACUACUCCUACUGGCUCACCUCCCCUGAGCCCAUGCCCAUGAGCAUGGCACCUAUCACUGGUGAAAGCAUUAAACCAUUCAUUAGCAGGUGUGCUGUGUGUGAAGCCCCAGCCAUGGUAAUAGCAAUUCACAGUCAGACCAUCAUGAUCCCACAAUGCCCUCAUGGGUGGGACUCUCUAUGGAUUGGCUACUCUUUUGUCAUGCACACCAGUGCAGGUGCUGAGGGUUCAGGCCAGGCUUUGGCCUCUCCUGGUUCCUGCCUGGAGGAAUUCCGCAGUGCUCCAUUCAUCGAGUGUCACGGUCGUGGAACCUGCAAUUACUACGCCAACUCCUACAGCUUUUGGCUUGCCACCAUUGAAGACAAUGAGAUGUUUACGAAGCCUGUCCCAACAACGCUGAAAGCAGGCAAUCUCCGAACACAUAUAAGCCGCUGUCAGGUGUGCAUGAAGAGGACAUAAACUCCUUCCUAACCUACGAGCAAUACUGCAUUUGCUGACGUCCUCGACUUCGUCCUUGGCUUUACUUCCUGUUUUCAAAGGAUGGUGCUAUUUCCCUGCAUGUGUGAGAGGAGAGGGUCAGAGAUGUGGUUUGCGGAACAAACUACAAAUCAGAACACAGAGACCAAGUGGCCUUUUGCUCUAUGCAGAACAUUUAACUAACAAGAUCACAACAUGUCUCUAAGGAAUUGCCAGUUUACCACUGCACUGAGCACAUGCCCCCUAAACUGGUAAACUGGUGUUCUUUUUAAAGGGUUGUUUGUGUCAGGUGCUAUUCAAUCUUACGUAUCUGCCUUAUUCCAUUUUGUCUUUUUAUUUUUAUUUCUCUUCCCUACCAGUGCCACAGCAUUCAAAGAUAUAGCCACUUAUUAUUAUAGAUUUUCACACCUUUUAACUUGUUUAAACAUAGUCAUGUAAAGGAUGGGACUUACCACUGGUUACAGACGCUUGUCAUUUGCUAAAUCACCAUAUAUCACUAUCACGCUGUUGUAAAUAUAAUGCAUUCCUCACUAACAUAAUUCGACAUACUCUCCUCAGGUUAUUAUUGAAUUACUUUGUGUGUUAUUAAGUCCAUUUUUAUUUAUAAGAUUUAUGAGAAAAUGUUGGACUUGAGUGUAUCUGAGAUUUCAUAGAUCCAAAAGCAGUGUGUCAACAUCUGACAAACAGCGUCUUAGUAACAUACAAAACAGCACUGAAAUAGCAUUGGCAGAUGUGUGUAAAUGCAUGUGUUUGUAUGUAUUUGUGUGAGUGUACAUAUAUGAAUGGAUUUAAGUAGCUUGGAAGAGGUGCGUGUUUUGGGAUGUCUGCAUAUAUAUUGUUGCACAACCACAAAAACAAAUAGACAAAUAUAUCACCUUCCCUAUACCUUUAUUCUGUCAGAACUUUGUUUAUAACAGCUGUGUGUUAAAGGAUUUAUUCUUCUCACAUUAUGUGAACCAAAUAUUUCUGAUCCCAAUGAAAUGCACAUGUGUAUAUAUAUAUAUAUGUAUAUAUAUACGUACGCAUAACAUGUACUUUCUAUUUUCAUUUACUGUCAUUAUCCCUGUUGAUUUAAUGCUAAAAGUAUUUUUCAUUAAGACUGAAGGAUUAUUGCAUCAUUGUUGUACAUCCAAGUCUAACACAGACAGAUAAGGAGGACUGUAUAUUUAAGUGCCAAUGCAAGUUAAGAUGCUUUAUAUAGGUCUUAACAUAGUUUUGUGUUUUGUUUAUCCCUUACUAUAUAGUAUUUGGGGAUAACAGUCUUGCUCAGUAGGAGGAAGAAGGCCUCUUGGACCCGUUGUCCCAUUCAGAGCUAUUAAAAGAUGCAACAUUUUCUACUGUUAAAGUUACAGCAGUCACUCUACACUGACCGUAACCUGUUUUUGUUUGUGUGUUGUGCUUGGUUGUGAUAUAAUGCUCCAUGAAGUAUAUACAAUAUUAGCAGUGUUUGCUAUCAUAAAACAAACUUGAUUACAGUGGGAAUAAUCUUAACUAAUUAACAAACAGAAAAUCUUCAUUGACAUUUUAGAUUUUCCAGAUCCCUUACUGUGUAAUUCCUGCAAUAAAUUGAUUUGUAGAAUAUUCUUAUUCA